Lecanosticta acicola is the source of this 1341-nucleotide messenger RNA. The record is from the annotation of a GenBank genome assembly. NCBI's taxonomy places the organism in Eukaryota, Fungi, Ascomycota, Dothideomycetes, Mycosphaerellales, Mycosphaerellaceae.
AUGCCCCAGGCCUCGAGCACGACUCAUCUCCCGCCUACACAUCCCGCCACGCGCCAGCGACCCAAAUCUCCGAACAGAGUCCUUGCAGAGGCAGAGGCGCAAUGGCUGUUCACCGAGGCCGAGCUUGCCAACACGCCCUCCAUCCAGGAUGGCAUGAGCCAGGCCGAGGAGAAGGAGAUGCGCGCCAAAGGCGUCAACUUCAUUGUCCAGGUCGGCAUUAUGUUGAAGCUACCACAGCUCACCCUGAGCACCGCAUCCAUAUUCUUACAGAGGUUUCUCAUGCGCGCGAGUUUGAAGAAGGAGCGCAAUGGCAUUCCGAGGCUUCACCAGUACCAAUCAGCUGCCACGGCCUUGUUUCUGGCCACCAAGGUGGAGGAGAGCAGUCGCAAGAUGAAGGACAUGAUAUUGGCUUUCUGUCGGGUCGCGCAGAAGAACCCAAACCUGAUCAUCGACGAGCAAAGCAAAGACUGGUGGAAGUGGCGAGACUGCAUAUUGCACAACGAGGAUGUCCUGCUGGAGACUUUGUGCUUCGAUCUGACAGUGGAAUCACCACAUCGUCAACUCUUUGACAUGUUGAAAUACUACGGCAUCGAGCGCAACAAGCGCCUCCGAAAUGCCGCCUGGGGAUUCGUCACCGACAGCGCCAAUACUCAGUUGUGCCUGCUCUGCAGCAGCCGGACCAUCGCCGUGGCUAGCCUUCUCGCUGCUUGUAAAUACUGCGAAGUUUCCAUUCCGGAUGACUCCAAAGGACGACCAUGGUGGGAAGCGCAUCAUGUGCGGCUCAAGGAGAUUCGACACGCCAUCGAAUACAUGCUCUCCAACUACGACCCCGAAUCUAACAAGAUCAAUGGCAUCACCACCAGUGGCGGCUCGGAAGGUAAUGGCUCGAUAUAUCAGGGCCUGAAUACCCCCAACGACGGUGCCACGGCGACUACGAACGAAGGAUGGGACAGCACCAGAAAUCGACCGACUUCGACAUCACCAUUCCCCUUCCCACGUGGCAGUGAGCGGAGAAACAGCAACGCAAGCAGUAUUGGGGUGAAGCGGGGACGCGACGAGCUGAUUGAUGAAAGACCUACUGAUAAUGGAACCUCCGAUGACCAGGAGAACAAGCGGCCACGGCUUGAGGAAGACGCUGCGAUGAAGGAUGAGAAAGCGCUUGGGCCACAGCUCACCGAGAAGUCAGAUCCAAAGGAGCGCGAGGAGGCCUUGCGGGUGGCGAAUGGCAACAAGCAGGCGGACCUGGCCGUGAAAGGAGAUGAAACGAAGACUUCUCACAGCAUCAGGCAUCGGAACAGCGAGGAAGGGGAGGUCAGCGAAGAGGGGGAAGUUGAAGGAUAG